AUGGCAACCGGUGACGAAAACGCCACCAGGACCACGCGCGUCCACGGCCCUGACCUGGAGCGCAACGCCGACGGCGGCGGUUCCGCCUCCGGCCCAAAGGCACCGCCACCACCGUCCCGGCUGGAGGAGGCCAGGGCCAAACUGAGCACUCCGCUCACCGCCGGUGCAGACCCCACCACCGUCGAGGCGGACCUCGAGGCACACCGCCAGUUCCUCCUAAAACAGGCGGAGGAAGUGGCAGCUGCCAAGCACCAGCUGGAAAUCACUAGGCGCGAGUUCGACCGCGCUCAUGGCUUCACGCCAGCCGGCAAUGACCCCAGCCGAGCCGGGCAGAUCCGCCGCAGGGGAGGCGGCCUGGGCGCCGAGAUCAACCGCGACGGCGCGGAUUCGCCGGCUCCUUCCAUGGAGCUGCCGGCCUACAACACCCCCGACAAGAACAUGCGCGCAGCCGAAGCUGCCGCAGAAGAGCUGAGCCGCCUGGAGGGCGAAGAGCUGCGCCGCCAGACGAGGCGGGUGACGGAGUUGCUCCACAUCGCCUCCGAGCAGCAGAAAAACCCAAGGUAUGCCGGCAGCGUUCAUGUUGUAGCCGGCCGCCACGGAGGCGGCCCCAGGGACGCGGCGGAGUCAUCCUCACCCGCGCCAAGCCGGCGCAGGGACUCCGCCGCCACUCACGACAGCCCAAGCUGGCAGAGCCGACUGAGAAGCGGCGGAUCCGGCCACAGCCGCCCACCACCAAGCAGAAGCCAGGAGUACAACUCCGAGCAACCGGCGCCAAGGCGGCCACAUCAGCCGGCUCCCGAAGCCAGUGGCGGUGGCCAGCCGGCCCACUCCCGGCUGGGCCCGCGCGUCGAGCCGGUUGACGCCAGAAACCGCCUCGACCGGCUCACGGAAUCCCGCAUCGCGGAGGAAGAAGGGCCAGCCGGCCCGAAAUGUUUCGGCCCGCGCAUCCUGGGCGAGCCCAUGGUCGACGGCUUUCAACUCCCCCGCGACACGCCCAACGGCGAACCGCUGCCGCCUCCGCCUCCGCCUCCGCCAGCCGGUGGGCCAGGUGGCCAAGCCGGUGCCAAGGACGGCAACCCCGAGCAACACGAGGCCAACAUGGUCCAGCAGGGUCGGUACCUCGCUGAGGAUGCCACCUACAUCAUCUUCACCUCCGAGCCCGAGGACAAAACGAGCCAGCAGCGCCGUUCCCUCGAGCCGAUUGGCCGGAUUACGCUGGAGGUCAUGUUCGGCAAGCCGGACCACUUCUGCACCGAUGAGGUCGAGUUCGAGGUGGUGGAACUAGCCAGCCCCUACCACGCGCUCCUGGGCCGGCCGGCUUUGACCAAGUUCAUGGCGGUGCCCCACUAA
Molecule: messenger RNA, 1350 nt
Organism: Lolium perenne
Lineage: Eukaryota; Viridiplantae; Streptophyta; Magnoliopsida; Poales; Poaceae
Source: RefSeq, a predicted model, not a curated record